Protobothrops mucrosquamatus (brown spotted pit viper) is the source of this 939-nucleotide messenger RNA. Its product is annotated as olfactory receptor 12D3-like. NCBI's taxonomy places the organism in Eukaryota, Metazoa, Chordata, Lepidosauria, Squamata, Viperidae. Bases 1 to 939 code for a protein of 312 amino acids. The record is from RefSeq and is a predicted model, not a curated record. The transcript has a single exon. Gene Ontology annotation, biological process: G protein-coupled receptor signaling pathway. Gene Ontology annotation, molecular function: G protein-coupled receptor activity; olfactory receptor activity. Gene Ontology annotation, cellular component: membrane.
AUGAAGAACCAAACAGAAGUGGAAGAAUUCAUCUUACUGGGCCUGAACAAGGAUUUGGAGCUUCGGUAUAUAUUCUUUGCAAUUUUUCUCCUACUCUAUAUGGCCACAUUAGUGGGGAAUGGAGCUAUUGUGAUUGUAGUUUUAGCUGAACCUUGCCUUCGUAGCCCCAUGUAUUUUUUUCUCGGAAAUCUUUCCUGUCUUGAUAUAUUUCACUCCACAAUAACUAUUCCAAAGAUGUUGUCUGGGUUUCUAACAGAGCUACAGACCAUCUCUUUCAAUGGCUGCAUGGUCCAGUUAUUUUUCUUCUAUUUUUUGGGUAGCAGUGAAGGCAUUCUCCUUGGAAUCAGGGCCUAUGACCGCUAUGUAGCAAUAUGCAACCCAUUGCACUAUAUUGUUACCAUGAAAAAAGAAUUUUGUGUUUUAAUGGCAGCUGCUGCCUUAUCAACUGGUUUUUUCCAUGCCUUGAUGCAUACAAUAAUGACUGCUCAUCUUCCCUUCUGUGGGCCAAAUAUAGUUGAACACUUUAUCUGUGACAUCAAGCCAUUGUUGAAACUGGCCUGUGGUAGCAUAGAUUUCAAUCUCAUGCUUCUCAGUAUUGUAACUAGCUCUGUUGUCAUGGGUCCUUUCAUCUUCAUACUCCUCUCCUACCUCUACAUUAUCACUUUCCUUCUCUGUAACGUGCAGUCCCAAAGUGGCUGGCAAAAAGCCUUCUCCACCUGUAGUUCCCAUCUAACUGUAGUGGCUUUACUCUACAUUCCUGUGUUGUCUAACUACAUGCUUCCCACUGUGGGUAACUCCUCUCAACGAGAUAUGAUAUUAACCCUCCUUUAUAGCACAAUUACUCCAGUUUUGAACCCACUAAUAUAUACUUUGAGAAAUCGGGAGGUUAAAAUGGUGAUCAGAAAGUUUUUUGGAAAAAAGACUUACACUUUUCAGUGA